AUGGGAAGAGGGAGAAGCUCAUCGUCUUCAUCGAUAGAGAGUAGCUGCAAAAGCAACCCAUUUGGUGUCUCAUCGAGUACUACUCGGAACCUAAGCACGGACCUGAGGCUUGGGCUCAGCUUCGGAUCAUCGUCCGGACAAUAUUACAACGAUGUUGGAGAGAAUCACGAGUAUGGUGUUGUUGCGGCUGAUCAUGAAAUGAUCAUGGAAGAAGAACAAAACGAGUGUAAUAGUGUUGGAAGCUUCUACGUGAAAGUAAACAUGGAAGGAGUUCCUAUUGGAAGAAAGAUUGAUCUUUUGUCUCUUAAUGGUUAUCAUGAUUUGAUCACAACUCUCGAUUACAUGUUCAACGCCUCCAUCCUUUGGGCAGAAGAAGAAGAGAUGUGUAGUGAGAAGAGUCAUGUGCUAACGUACGCAGACAAAGAAGGUGAUUGGAUGAUGGUUGGAGAUGUUCCUUGGGAGAUGUUUUUGUCUAGCGUGAGAAGACUCAAGAUCUCAAGAGCUUAUCACUACUGA
Messenger RNA from Arabis nemorensis, 516 nucleotides. Lineage: Eukaryota; Viridiplantae; Streptophyta; Magnoliopsida; Brassicales; Brassicaceae. The record is from the annotation of a GenBank genome assembly.